UUUAUUUUUAGUAGCAUGGCUAUAUUCACACUUUUGCGUUAAUUUGCUAUGUCUUUUUUGCGAGCUUUUAAAAAAUAAAAUUAAAAUAUUUUUAGAUUUAAUUUAUAUUUUUUAUAAUAAAGAAUUAAUUUUUAUUAACUUUCCUAAAAAUGGAACUCCACCAAACUUAUGACUCUCUACACCAUGAAGAAAGUGUCGUGAAUGAUGGCGACGAAGACGAGGAAGAUGACCCCAUGUAUCAAGAGUUACUGGACACCAAUGACCUUGUUACUGCUCAACUGGUUUCGGCCGGACCAGCUGGCUUAGCAGCCGCAGCUGCCAUAGCUUCAGGCAAGAAAAGAAGGAAUCACUCAUUUGAAAUGAAUCCUUGCACUAGAAAACGACAACAAACUCGUCUUAUGAGGAAGUUGUAUUCUCUGAUGGAGGAGUACAUAGUAAGGGUUGGCCAGCAGGCAGUCAUCAUAUGCUGUUCACCUGGUAAGGAUGCCCAAUCCCCAAGUUCUUUUAGAGUCUUUGGUUCUCAGCCGCUGGAAUGUGUGAUAAAAAAUCGAAAGUGGAACAUCCUUCAUAACCUUGAAAAGUCCCUGACAUCUCAAAAAAACCAGCACAUCCCUGAAAAUAUCGGCCAAUUUGAGUUGCCCCCACUCUCUGUUGAUGGCACCCUAAUUGGGCUCGAGCGAAUGACUCAGGCCCAAUUGAGAUACUUUGUACCAGAGAUGCUGAAACAUUCAACCGGGAAGAGCAAACCUGGGUGGGGUAAACAGGAAUGGCGACCUGUCUGGUGGCCCAAGGAUGGUUCCUGGGCCAACAUAAGAAGUGAUACGAGGACAGAGGAGGUCAAACGUAUGGUUCCUUGGACUCUAGCUCUGAGAAAGAUAGUUCGAAACUGUUACGAAUACCACAACAGAGAGGACCUCCUGCUCGAUCCCAUCUUCAAACCGGAGCAGCAGCACAUCCCUGCAACUGGGGGCUGCUUAGUACAGCAAAUCACUAAUCCGGAUGGUAGUGUAAAAUUAGUGCAGCUGAAAACGGAGAGUUUUCCAGAAGGAAUUGUUGAGGGUGAUGGGGAUGGUGAUGGGGAUGGUGGCGAUCUGCAUAUUGUUCAGGCUAUAGAUAUUAAGAAAGAGCUCUCACAAGAAGUCCAGUCAAGUCCAGAGCCCCAAAAAAAGGUCUUGAGACUGUCUAGGUCAGCCUACGAAUCACUCCUCUGCCAACUGGCAGACACUACAUCAGCGUUACUAUCAUCAUCAUCAUCGUCGUCAUCGUCAACACAACCGCCCGCAACAUUGUCAUCAUUAUCAAGACCACCACCACUGCGGCCGUCAUCAUUAUCGAGACUACCACCAUCAUCAUUCCCGAGACCUCUUCGAUCAUCAUCAUCAUAUAGACAAUCAUUAUCACUACUGCCACCGCUUCCGUUUUUGAGAUCAUUUCCAGGACCUGCGCUACUAUCAUCAUUAUCAUCAUCGUUAUCAUCUAGACAGCCACCACAGGGAGCAUCAUCGCCAUCAUCGUCGUCGUCGUCAUCAUCAUUAUUGUUAAGACCGUCACCAUCGUCACCCUCCUCAUCACUGAAUUCUCUGCAAAGAAUUUCCAUACAGCACAACAGCAGGAACAGCCACAACAGUGGCAGCAGCAAUAGUAUUGAUAACAGUAAUGGCGUUCUAAGUUGUUCCCCCCUCGAGACGUCAGCAAUGGACUCUUCCAUGUCGUUUAAAAUCGAAAAUGAGGGUUACGUUCAUGAUAAUGAGCGUAAUCAAUUUUAAUGCGUUUUUUUCUACAAAUUCUUUCCUAGAUUUUCUAAGAGGCACCAACAACAAACACACAGUGCCUCUACGCAACUUACACCUGUGAAUCAACACGUCACACCCACGGUCACACCACAUAAUGCAUGCGCAUGAUUGGCGGGGAUCUCCCUGCAUUCGAAUCUGGUCAUUACAAUAGCAGUGCCAGGCACUUUACCGUUACGCCACCGCAAUACUCUUUUUUUUCAAACACUAUUAUUUUUACUAUUAUUACUAUUAAUUCCAGCGAUUAUUAUUAUUGUUAUUAUUAUUAUUAUUACUGCAUGUAGUUUACGUGUAAGAAUUGAAGGGAUAGGAUGCUUACUUAACAAGUGUACUAACGUGUACAUGGUUUUAACCAUUUUUUUUUGUAAUUAAUUAAAUGAAAUGAUUAAAUAAACGACAAGUU
Helobdella robusta is the source of this 2193-nucleotide messenger RNA. RefSeq lists its product as hypothetical. Gene Ontology annotation, cellular component: nucleus. The record is from RefSeq and is a predicted model, not a curated record. The coding region runs from base 150 to 1766 and encodes 538 amino acids. Gene Ontology annotation, biological process: regulation of transcription by RNA polymerase II. Gene Ontology annotation, molecular function: DNA-binding transcription factor activity, RNA polymerase II-specific; RNA polymerase II cis-regulatory region sequence-specific DNA binding. The transcript has 9 exons. NCBI's taxonomy places the organism in Eukaryota, Metazoa, Annelida, Clitellata, Rhynchobdellida, Glossiphoniidae.